Messenger RNA from Chroicocephalus ridibundus (black-headed gull), 5245 nucleotides. RefSeq lists its product as uncharacterized. Gene Ontology annotation, molecular function: calcium-dependent phospholipid binding; calcium ion binding. The record is from RefSeq and is a predicted model, not a curated record. Gene Ontology annotation, cellular component: cytosol. Gene Ontology annotation, biological process: glycerophospholipid catabolic process. Lineage: Eukaryota; Metazoa; Chordata; Aves; Charadriiformes; Laridae. The transcript has 43 exons. The coding region runs from base 8 to 5245 and encodes 1745 amino acids.
GAAGACCAUGAUGCCAGGGAAGACCAUGUUGCCAGGGGAAGGCAUGUUGCCAGGGAAAGGCAUGUUGCCAGGGAAAGGCAUGAUGACAGGGAAAGGCAUGAUGCCACUAAAUGCAAAGGCACUACAGGAUGAAGACUCAGACGCAGACAUCGAUUCUUCAGAAGAUGGUGAGCCACAAGAAGAUGAAGAAAGUGCUGUACCAGACAAAGGUGAUUUCAAGAUAGAAUCCUCUCCUUGCUAUCUACUGACCGUAAGGAUCAUCCGGAUGAGAAAUCUCCAGCGAGUGGACGCCUUAAGCGAGGCUGAUUGCUACGUGUCAUUGUGGCUGCCGACUGCGACAUGUGAAAGGUCCCGCACUAAAACUGUGAGAAACUCCAACAAUCCGGUGUGGAACGAAACCUUCUACUUCAGGAUCCAGAGUCAGGUCAAGAACGUGCUGGAGCUGACAGUGUAUGAUGAGGAUUUUGCUACUCCAGAUGACCAUCUCCUCUGUGCCAUCUUUGAUACUGCUAAACUUCCGAUUGACAGAACAGUGCUCCUGUACUUUAAGCCCAGCCCAAAGGCCAAGGAGGAGCUAGAGGUUGAAUUCAAAUUGGAAGCUGCUUCUGGUCCUCAUGAAGUUAUUGCUACCAACGGAGUCCUGGUGUGUCGUGAACUUUGCUGCUUGGAAGUUGAAGUGGCGGAGAAGAAGCAGCAAAAAUCAAAGAAAGAGCUUUCCCUCACUGUGAAGGGCUCCUUCGAGGGGACACAGGAUAUCACACUGGGCCCUGACGGAGUGGCCAGCCCAUCAGGUCCCACAAAGUUCCACUAUAUCAAGUACGCGGAGCCAACGCUGGACGUCAUGUUGCCAAAGAAGAGGCGCUACCACCCUUGGACCUGUAAGUACAGUACAGAGACAGGCUCCCCAGUGGUGAUGCUGAAUUCGCUGACCAUGGGAAGGAAAACGACCAUUGCAGAGGAGAAAAGAUUUGACUUGAAUGUGACAGCACAAAACUGUAAUUGUUCAUGCCACCAAGACCUGGACAUGCGCUUUGGGUUUGACUUAUGUUCAGAGGAGAUGACGUUCCUGGGGAAAAGAAAGAGAUAUGUAGCAAGUGCCCUGAAAAAUGUUUUUCACCUGCAACAGGAUCUGCAGGAUCAUGAAGUCCCCGUGGUGGCUAUCAUCACAACAGGUGGAGGACUGAAGUCAAUGACAGGACUAUACGGCAGCCUCAUGGGACUCAAGAAAUUAAAUCUCCUGGACUGUGUAACAUACAUCAGUGGGUUGUCCGGCACCACAUGGACCAUGGCCAAUUUAUACAGAGAUGCCUACUGGUCGCAGAAGGACCUAGACUCGCAUAUUGGCGAAGCCCAGAAACAAGCAACCAAAUGCAAGAUGGGCUGUUUCUCUAUGGAUCGCAUGAAGUACUACAAUAAGCAGCUUUGUCAGCGGAAAGAAGAGGGAUACAGGACAUCAUUUAUAGAUCUCUGGGGGCUCAUGAUUGAGUACUUACUUAAUGAUGGGAAAGACUCCCACAAACUUUCGGACCAGCAAGAAGCACUGUGUGAUGGCCAGAACCCACUGCCCAUCUAUGUGUCGGUUUGUGUCCGGGACAACUACAGCACCAAUGAUUUCAAAGAGUGGGUGGAGUUCACUCCCUACGAGGUGGGACUGCUGAAGUACGGCACGUUCGUUCGCACAGAGCAUUUCGGAAGCGAGUUCUUCAUGGGACGCUUGCUAAAAAAGCUCCCCGAAUCCCGGAUCUGCUACCUUCAAGGUAUGUGGAGCAGUAUAUUUUCUGUGAACCUCUUACAAAUAUGGGGACUGUCCCACAGUUCAGAGGACUUCUGGAAGAGAUGGACACAAGACAGAAUAGAAGAAGUUGAUGAAGACCCGGUAUUGCCUACAAGACCCCACGAGCUGAGAACUCGCAUGUACACUCCUCCUGGCCCUCUGUCCAGUGCCCUUCGGGGAGCGUUGACUGACCGCUUCUCUGUUGCCCAGCACCACAAUUUCCUGAAGGGCUACCAGCUGCACAACAACUACCUGGAGAAUGAGCACUUCUGUCGAUGGAAAGACACUGUGUUAGACUCACGUCCCAACCAGCUGAUACAAAAUCCCGAUCAACUGGGCAUGAUAGACGCUGGAUUUUUCAUCAAUACCAGCAGUGCACCACUUUUAAGGCCACAGAGGGAAGUGGAUGUCAUCAUAUAUUUAAGUUAUACUACUGGGUCACAUACAUCGUCUCUAGAUAAAGCGUGCAAAUACUACUCAGAGCAGAAAAUCCCAUUCCCCAAAAUUUCUUUGACUGAUGAAGAUAAGAAAAAUCUGAAAGAGUGCUACGUCUUCCAAGAUUCAGAUUUGCCAGGAUGUCCAAUCGUGAUUUUUCUUCCCCUUGUGAAUGAUACCUUCCGGGAGUACAAAGCACCUGGUGUCAAGCGCUGCUGCUCAGAGAUGGAGGGAGGACAACUUGAUUUGACCAGUCGCUUUUCCCCCUACUGCAUGUUCUCAGUCAGGUAUACUGAUGAGAAUUACCGGCGGCUGCUGAACCUCAGUGAAUACAACAUCCUGAACAACUCGCAGAUGAUUAUGCAGGCCUUGCAGAUAGCGAUGCAAAGGAGAAGGCAAAACAUUUUCACUAGUCUUAAUCAGAAAUACGGUGCUAUGUGGUCUGCAUAUCAUCCUGGGAAUUGCCUCCAUUUGAACCUGAAAUCCCUGAUAACAUUGGACAUAUACGUGACAGCGACCACAAUGGAGCAAGAUGGCAUUUUGUCUCAGGAGCUGAUCACUCAAACCGAUCGGCUAGGAGAAGCAAUUAUGUGGCUGAAUCCUGAUGGGGAACAGCAGACUCCUGUUACAAAGAUAGAAUCAUCUCUGUGUUACUUACUGACUAUAAGAGUCAUAAGAGCAAGAAAUAUCCACCAAGCAGAUGUCUUAAGCCAGACUGAUUGCUAUGUGAGCCUGUGGCUGCCUACUGCUUCAACUGACAAAUUUCAGACUAAAACCAUCAAGAACUGCAAAGAUCCAGUUUGGAACGAAACCUUCUACUUCAGGAUCCAGAGUCAGGUCAAGAACGUGCUGGAGCUGGCGCUCUAUGAUAAGGACGUGGUUACUCAAGAUGACCACCUCUUCACGGUGUACUUCGAUAUAGCCAAACUUUCCCUGGGAGAGCAAGUCUUCAUGCACUUCAAGUGCGAUUCACAGAGACAAGAGGAGCUUGAGGUGGGAUUUGCAUUGGAUAAUAUUUCAGGCCCUCCUGAAACCAUCAUUACUAAUGGAGUACUAGUGUCUCGCAAAAUCUGUUGCUUGGAAGUCCAGGUGGUUGGAAAGAAGACGAAGAAGAAAAAGAAGAAAUCUUUACCAAAGAAAGAAUUCUCCUUUAAAGUGCAAGGCUCUUAUGAGGGCACCCAAGACAUUAUGCUGGGAUCUGACCUGGCCUUCAGCUCCUCCUCUCCUGCCAAAUUCCACUAUGCCAGAUACAAGCAGCCAACGCUGGAUGUUACGCUACCAGGGAAGAAACGACCUCCCUCCUUUCGCUCCCAUGUGUUUGAUACAGGCUCUCCAAACAUGGAACUUCAUUCCUUUCCAAGUGGAAAAAACACAGUCUUAGCAGAGGAUAAACGAUUUGAUUUAUAUGUGAAGGCAGAAGACUGCCCAGACCAUCUUGAUGUGCGUUUAGGGUUUGACCUCUGUGUGCAGGAGCAAGACUUUCUAUGCAAAAGGCAGAAGUAUGUCGCUCCUGCCUUGAAGAAGGUCCUGCAGCUGGAACAGGAUCUGCUGGACCACGAGACCCCAGUGGUGGCCAUCAUGACUACGGGAGGAGGGAUGAGAUCUUUGACCGCGCUGUAUGGCAGUCUGCGGGGGCUCAAGAAACUCAAUGUCUUGGACUGUGCCACAUACCUGACUGGCUUGUCUGGUACCACAUGGACUAUGUCAAACUUGUACAGGGAUGCUGACUGGUCACAAAAGGAUCUCGACGAGCAAAUCAGUGAGGCUCGAAAACACAUGACAAAAUGCAAAAUAAAUUCCCUUUCCUUGGAAUAUCUGAAGUACUACAAAAAGCAGCUAUGUCAACGGAAAAGAGAGGGCCGCAAAACAUCUUUUAUAGAUCUCUGGGGACUUGUCCUGGAAUCUUUGUUACAUGAUGGGAAAGACAACCAUAGACUCUCUGAUCAGCAACGGGCCAUUGAUCGUGGUCAGAACCCAUUGCCUAUCUAUACUGCAGUCAACGUCAAGAACAACUAUAGCACUCUGGAUUUCAAAGAAUGGGUGGAGUUCACCCCCUAUGAGGUGGGAUUGCAAAAAUAUGGAGCUUUUGUUCGUGCUGAGGAUUUUGGCAGCGAGUUCUUCAUGGGUCGGUUGAUGAAGAAGGUCCCUGAAUCCAGGAUCUGCUUCUUAGAAGGCAUGUGGAGUAGUUUAUUUUCACUGAAUGUGUUAUAUAUCUGGAAUUUGUCCCAUUCAUCAGAAGAUUUCUGGCACAGGUGGACCCGUGAUAAAAUUGACAAUAUAGACGAGGAACCCCUCCUAUCGCUGAAGCCGCACGAGCUCAGGACUCGCCUGUUCACCCCUCCUGGCCCCCUGGGCAGUGCUCUUCGCGGUGCUCUCACCGACCGCCUCAGUGUCGCCCAGGAGCACAACUUCCUAAAGGGUUUCCAGAUGCAUAAUGACUACCUGGAGAACAAACACUUCUGCAGAUGGAAAGAUACUGUGUUAGACACAUUUCCCAACCAGCUGACACAAUCAGAGGAAUUCCUGUCUCUGGUAGAUACGGGAUUUUUCAUCAAUACAAGCAUCAUGCCACUUUUAAAACCAGAGAGAAAGGUGGAUGUCAUCCUGCAUUUAAAUUACAGUGCAGGAUCCCAGAUACAGGCUCUGGACCAGACCUGCAAGUACUGCUCAGAGCAGGGAAUCCUUUUUCCCAGAGUGGACUUGAGUGAAGAAGACAGGAAAAACCUGAAGGAAUGUUACCUCUUUGAUGGAGCUGAGACUCCAGGAGCACCAGUACUGCUAUUUUUCCCACUAAUUAAUGAUACCUUCCAAAAAUACAAAGCACCAGGUCAGAAGCGCUCAGAGUCAGAGAUGGAAGAUGGCAAAGUUGAUCUUUACGGCUCCUGUUCCCCUUAUUCAACAUAUUCAGUCCAAUACACUGAGAAGGCAUAUGACCGUCUGGUUCAGCUGGGAGAAUACAACAUCCUGAAUAAUGAGGACCUUAUUAUGCAGGCCUUGCACACAGCAGUGGCACGGAAAACACAGAAAAGGAAAUAA